ACCGUACGCAGCCGAUGGCGGAUCCACAUUGGGAGUCUUUCCACCCCCCCCUUCCUUUUGAUCCAUUAAUCUUGCAUAGUAACGAUCCUGCCAGUGGAAAAGUAGACUCGUCGGUUCUUUCAUCUUUAAUAUUCGCCUCCUCGCCCUUCGUUUCUUUCCUUCCUUUACGUCCAGUUUCUUGGUCUGCAAGCUGGCCUUUGCAGCCCUUUCCCCAGCGACGACGAGGGUGUCGAGUCGGGUUUGCAGCUAACACUCUCUCUCUCGCUCUCGAAUUUUGACUUGCUUUGGUCUGGAAAACCCCCCGGUCCAGCCAGAUUCGACCCUACAUACAUUCCGCACUCGCUCUCUCUCAGUCUGACUGCAGUGUUCGACCCUGCGUCGUUGCGACAACCACGAUCUUCGCCACUUGGUUCUUCAUUCUCGGAAAGCAUGUAUCGAAAUAAUGGUCUAAUAUGGUUGUUGGAUACUGCUAGACGUUAAUACUCGUGGAUAUGGAUUUCAUUCUCUCCUUGACGCAUUUCUGCGAGGUGCAUGGUCCCACCUCGAUCAUCUGCUCGCAGGUCUUGCCAUUCUCCUGCUCGCAAUGCUACCCAGACAGAUCCGAUUUCUCUCCCGACGACACCCCUGCAACUUCUCAUGACACGAUAUCUUCUCAUCUACAGAGCCCCAUUUAUGGCAAGGACUCCAAUUCAUCCAAACUUCCCGGAAAACUUCCCGGCAAAGCCGACUUGGAAAAAAUCGAGGAUCACCCCUACUUCAUCAAGCCGCAGGCCAAUCCAGCAGACGCCCAGCAGAGAUUGAAUCCACUCGGAGGCGCAGAAGGCGAUACCUGCGCAAGCUGUAGCUUGACAUUGCCCGACGAUGUGAGCAAGCAGCUCCCUCCCGGCGCUCCCGGUACGCCUAAGAGCGAUGGUAAAGGGAAAAACGGGAGUCCCGUUUUGCGCUCGAGAGAGGUCGUCUACUCUUGCGGCUCAAGUCACCCCGAAACUGAAGACGGUGCACACGACCCGCAUGGACACGCCUCCUACCCUGAGUCUUUACAUUCCUCCUCAGUUGCAUCCGAUGCCUCUUGCCACACACAUAUUCUCACCUAUCUUUCGCUACGAGGCCCUCCAAACCCAGCAGAUUAUGCUCUUCUCCGACGUUCUUCCAUUCGAACCUUGAGUUGUGAACUCCUCCCGCAAGGUGCUUCCUCCGGUCCCUUAUGCUUUGGCGACUCCUCUGCAGGGUAUACGAUCGCAUUUGUCUUUCGCCUUCCGGACCCGAUGGCACGCGGGAAACGGCGCAGCUACGCAUUGGUUGCCCUGGCCGGCAAAGACACCGGCAGGGCGUUCCGUGCUUGUCCGGUGAUAUGGCGCGCUUUCGGCCGAAUCUCAGCGGGAAUCGUCAAAUCGGCUGAGAAAUAUCAGGAGGAAGAAAAGCGUCGUGAAGAGCAGAAUCGAGGACCCGAUCGAACGAACAAUAGACAGUACACCCCAGUCUCUUCCUUCCUCACCGGCCGCGCCCUUGAUCCAGAUGGUCAGCUUCGCCGCCCUGGCCAGGUGAAGGCAAGGAAUCUCAGCGAGAUUGUGGGCAACCAGUACAUCUUUGCAGAAAUUCACGCAAACUUUGUCGCUCUCUUGCAACAGUUAGGCUCGAUGUUCGGAGCCGACCCCAUUUCCGAAGAACGAUUCGUCUGCAGUACGAUACGUGACGGCGAGGAAACGCGACGGUCUUCGAUCGCGACUGGCAAUAAACCGAAGACGUCGCAGAAAUACGAAGAUAGCGACCUUGGGAUGUCGACACUUGAUAUAUCUUCGGGUCCCAAACCUAUCCCUAUCGCGCCACGCCGAUCAGUUGUUGCAUAACCCACAUUGAUGGUCGCUAUCAAACUCCUUUACAUAACAGAUCACGGUUCCACGUGCAUCUUUACAAUAUCCCAUUAUAACCGAGUGGAUAUUGCUUCAUGAAUGACGGUCAAUGACAAUGACCUGUUUUUGUGCUUUUUCUUUUGUUCUUUCAUUUCUUAGCCUUUGUGACAUUGACGGACGGAUUCGACAUAGACUACGGCGCCUUUUAAGAUGGAAGCGGAGUUUCGGUUUAUUUUGGGCAACAUACCUCUAUCCAGUUUCUUUACUUCUUCUUUCCAAGCGUGGGUGAACAAAUGAUCUAGUUUUGCUCGAUUCCCUUUCAACUUCGAAUACGCACUUUACUACUUAUAUUUUUUAAUAAUAUCAAGGGAGAGGACGAGGCUGGCAAGCACUUGGUUCAUGAUAUGAAUGUCGGUUACGAAAGCGAUGAACGAAACGCUCGCGCGACAUUUGACAUGCUUGUAUGUAUUCUAUCUCAACAGGGCCCUUUCUCUGGGUUUGAAUCAAACACUAUGAUUUAAUCGAGAA
Molecule: messenger RNA, 2378 nt
Organism: Aspergillus pseudonomiae
Lineage: Eukaryota; Fungi; Ascomycota; Eurotiomycetes; Eurotiales; Aspergillaceae
Product: folliculin domain-containing protein
Exons: 2
Coding region: 492-1847 (451 amino acids)
Biological process (GO): positive regulation of TORC1 signaling; positive regulation of GTPase activity
Cellular component (GO): cytosol
Molecular function (GO): GTPase activator activity
Source: RefSeq, a predicted model, not a curated record